Molecule: messenger RNA, 1300 nt
Organism: Ochlerotatus camptorhynchus
Lineage: Eukaryota; Metazoa; Arthropoda; Insecta; Diptera; Culicidae
Gene: Max
Product: MYC associated factor X
Exons: 5
Coding region: 269-862 (197 amino acids)
Biological process (GO): positive regulation of transcription by RNA polymerase II
Cellular component (GO): RNA polymerase II transcription regulator complex
Molecular function (GO): DNA-binding transcription factor activity; protein dimerization activity
Source: RefSeq, a predicted model, not a curated record
UCGCAGGGAUUCUCUCGCAUCGCAUAUCGUAUUGUUGUGCUCCGCUAAAAAGGCGACGUGAUCGCGUUUUUCUCCAUUACAUCGUCAUAUUUUUCCGAAGCAGUGGGAAGAAUUUCUAAGUUUUUCCGGGAUAUACAACCAUAUUUCUCAGUUUUUUCAGUAGAUUCCGAAGCCGCAAGUGAAGGGUUGAUCAUUGCACGUGAUAUUGAAGUAGGCCGCAAAGUGUUUCUUGAGAACUAGCGAGGGUGAAAAAAGUAACAGCCUGUGGAUGCGCUUAUACGAGGACUCGCAGCGGCAGCAGACUCGGAAGGUCAGCACAGGUGAUUCGUACGAAAAUAUGAGCGACGAUGACAGGGAUAUCGAUAUCGACAGCGAUGAUGGGGAAGACUCCGAUACCACAAAGUCGCAGGCGCGGAACUCGGCUGGAGGCCAAUUUUAUUCACAGGCUGAAAAACGUGCUCACCACAAUGCGCUGGAACGAAAAAGACGCGAUCAUAUAAAGGAUAGUUUCACUUCCCUCCGUGACUCUGUUCCAUCGUUGCAAGGCGAAAAGGCUAGCCGUGCACAAAUAUUGAAGAAAGCAGCAGAGUAUAUACAGUUUAUGCGACGUAAGAAUAACUCUCAUCAGCAGGACAUAGAUGACCUGAAGAGACAAAAUACCCUUCUGGAAACACAAAUUCGUUCGCUAGAGCAAGCACGUGCCACCGGGAAUUUCGGUGACGGCAGCGAUCUCGGACUGGGCAUGAACGAUAGCUCACGCGAAUCGGACAGUUCCGACGUAGACGAUGGUGCGAGCAAUAAUGGCCUGGGCAGCGGAGGAAUCCAUCGGAAUAAAAAGAUGAAGACCAAUUCAAACUAUUGAACUGCAGUUUAUGGUCAGAACGGCUCUACGUUAGAGCUAAAAGACAUCAACGGAAGGAUGAGGGGUUAAGAUUUUACAAAGCAAGAGUGGCGAGGUGGACACUCACAAUGUGUGACCAUUUUAUUAUAUAUUUCAGCAUAAAAACAAAACACGAAACGACACGAAUCCUGAAAAGUUUAUCCUCCCGUAUUAUUGCAUAUACAUAUGUGUUAAUCUGUAAAUGAUGAAAUUAGUUAUAUGAAAUCAUUUGAAGAUAAUAGUGUACAAAAUAAAUUUUCUCUUCCGUUUUAUUUUACUUUUUUGUUCUCUUUCUUUUUUAUAUUUCUGCAUUGAAAUCCGUUCAAAUCAAAGUUAAGGGAGUUAAAAACAAUUGUCAGUGAAUUAGAAGGAGCAAACAGGAUAGUGUAAAAGUAAAAUUAUGGUGGAUUUGAAAUAUUA